AUGAGCGCACCAACCAACCCACCGCAGCCCGCAGGCCUGAUAACAUCCUCUCCCCACACCCUCCAAAACUUCGAUCUCACCGCGCCUAUCCUCCGCUUCGACUUCCCAACGCCCGCUGCCCAAGCAACCUUCCACCGCGCCUUCCUGCAAGUGCGCAACGAAAAGGACAAAGCAGCUUUCAUGCAACGUUUCUUCGAUAACUACGACGGCCAAGUCUCCAUACCUCGGCGUGUCAUCAUGGAUACGAGCCGAGAUGAAGAAGUCGCGAGGAGGCUGCAGGAGAGUCUGCCGGUGGAGGUAGAUACGGGGAGGGAUGAGCAGAUGGCGAGACAGCUGCAGGAGCAGAUGGAGCAGAUGACCAGGGGUGGUUUCGGACGAGCUGGUAGAGGUCCGGUUGAUGGAGGACAUGGUCGGAUGGACGGACGAAACGACAGCACGAACGGUAGAGGAUAUGGUGGUGGAAGCAGAGGCGUACCCGUGAACGACGAAGACGAAGCGUACCGCGCAAGGAGACGAAUCGAGCGUCAAAGGGAGAUGCAGGAAUGGGCGACCGCGGCGCAAGGAUGGACGAACGCGGCUGACGGAGCCUACACCAACGUUAUGGAAGGACUUAGACACCAAUUUAGACGGGCGGGCCUUCAAGAUCCCGGUGCGUAUCCUGGACAACCUGGAUAUGGCAACGCGCCUUCUCGACGAAAUUUUCGACUACCGUCUCGUCGCUCUGAGAACCAGGAGGAUGAGUUUGAGGGCCAUCAUGGCAAUGGGGGGCAGGGCUAUCCAGGAUAUGGUCAAGGUAACGGAGGGUAUGGCUACGGCUACGACCCGCGCAGAGAUCACUGGGGUCAUUGA
Messenger RNA from Alternaria infectoria, 849 nucleotides. RefSeq lists its product as uncharacterized. The coding region runs from base 1 to 849 and encodes 282 amino acids. The record is from RefSeq and is a predicted model, not a curated record. The transcript has a single exon. Lineage: Eukaryota; Fungi; Ascomycota; Dothideomycetes; Pleosporales; Pleosporaceae.